This is a messenger RNA of Nicotiana attenuata, 1967 nucleotides long. RefSeq names its product 1-aminocyclopropane-1-carboxylate synthase-like. The record is from RefSeq and is a predicted model, not a curated record. Bases 151 to 1605 code for a protein of 484 amino acids. Gene Ontology annotation, molecular function: pyridoxal phosphate binding; transaminase activity. Gene Ontology annotation, biological process: amino acid metabolic process; biosynthetic process. The transcript has 4 exons. NCBI's taxonomy places the organism in Eukaryota, Viridiplantae, Streptophyta, Magnoliopsida, Solanales, Solanaceae.
UUCAAUUUUCAUUCCACAAAUUUACAAGACUUGUACAAACAAAUAUUCAAAGUCUCAAAACAGCUUCUUUUACCAUAAAUAAUUACAAAAUUAGCCAACACCCACUUCAUUUUAUUGAUUAUCUUUGAUUUUCCCUACAACUUUCAGAAAAUGGUGUUCAUUUCAGGCAACGUCCAAAAGCAGCAGCUUCUUUCAAAAAUAGCCACAAAUGAUGGACAUGGAGAAAACUCAGCUUAUUUUGAUGGCUGGAAAGCUUAUGAAAAUGAUCCUUUUCAUCUCACUAACAAUCCAAAUGGUGUUAUUCAGAUGGGUCUUGCAGAAAAUCAGCUUUGCUUUGAUUUAAUCCAAGAAUGGGUGGUGAAUAAUCCAAAAGCCUCCAUUUGCACAACUGAAGGAGCUGAAGAUUUCAGGGAUAUUGCCAUUUUUCAAGAUUAUCAUGGCUUGCCAGAAUUUAGACAGGCAGUUGCAAGAUUUAUGGAAAAAGUCAGAGGAGACAAAGUCACAUUUGAUCCAAAUCGCAUAGUAAUGAGUGGAGGAGCAACUGGAGCUCAUGAAACACUGGCUUUUUGUUUGGCCAAUCCUGGAGAUGCAUUUUUGGUUCCUACCCCAUAUUAUCCUGGAUUUGACAGAGAUUUAAGGUGGAGAACUGGUGUACAACUUUUUCCAGUUGUUUGUGACAGUUCUAAUGAUUUCAAGGUCACAAAAAAAGCCUUAGAAUCUGCAUAUGAAAAAGCUCAAGAAUCCAAUAUUAAUAUAAAGGGUUUGCUUAUAAACAAUCCUUCAAAUCCAUUAGGCACUAUUCUUGACAGUGAUACACUGAAAGACAUAGUAACAUUCAUAAAUUCGAAAAACAUCCACUUAAUAUGCGACGAAAUUUAUGCUGCUACUGUCUUUGAUCAGCCGAAAUUCAUCAGUGUUUCUGAAAUAGUUGAAGAACAUGUUGGAUGCAACAAAGAUUUGAUCCACAUUGUUUAUAGCUUGUCGAAAGAUUUGGGAUUUCCUGGAUUCAGAGUCGGAAUUGUUUACUCAUACAACGAUACAGUAGUCAAUAUUGCUAGAAAAAUGUCAAGCUUCGGGCUCGUUUCAACACAGACACAACAUUUGAUUGCAUCAAUGUUGUCUGAUGAAACUUUCAUCGAAAAAUUCAUUGCUGAGAGCUCAGAAAGACUAGGAAAAAGACACGAGAUGUUUACUAAAGGACUAGCACAAGUUGGAAUUAGUACAUUGAAGAGUAAUGCUGGUUUAUUCUUUUGGAUGGAUUUAAGAAGGUUACUAAAAGAGUUAACUUUUGAAUCUGAAUUAGAAUUGUGGAGAAUUAUUAUCAAUGAAGUGAAACUUAAUGUUUCACCAGGUUGUUCUUUUCAUUGUUCUGAACCAGGUUGGUUUAGGGUUUGUUUCGCGAAUAUGGACGAUGAAACAAUGAGAAUUGCUUUAAGAAGGAUAAGGAACUUUGUGCUUCAAACAAAAGGACUUAACAGUAAAUCUGCAGUUAAGAAACAAUGCAGCAGGAGCAAACUUCAGAUCAGCUUAUCGUUUCGACGAAUGGAUGAUUUCAUGAAUUCACCAGUUCAUUCUCCAAUGAAUUCACCUUUGGUCAGGACUUGAAGAGAAAAAAUGGCUUAGUUUCUUGUUGUUUGUUUAAUAAGAGGAGUAAAAAUUUCCUCUAUUAUAGUGAUGAGUGAUAGAAUAUUUCAUACAUAUAUUUAGUAUUUGAUUUCACAGUUCAUUCCAUUUUGUGCAGCUGAUUAAGAUAAGAAACAAGUUCUUCAGAGAAUGUUUUGGACUUUUAUUAUCUGAAUUUUUCCUAUGAUUUCAUCAAUGUAAAGUGUAUCAAAAUGGGAUACACUGUGGAAUUUUUAUUUUUUCUUGGUUUUUUUUGUAUUCCUUCUUGAGAAAAAGGAGGCUUAAAGUUGUAACCAAAACUUUUACUUGCUUAUAUAUAAAAUUUACUGGUGUGUUCUUGACAA